AUGGAGGCGUGUGAACGAGAGGCAGGCGAGGUGUGCCAUCGCAUUACACACACACGUGCCGGGCGUCCUGUCUGCCCAGCUGAAGAGGAGGCGGCGUCUCUGGCCGCCCAGUCCUCUCGCCUCACCCACGUGACCGGAGGUCUGCAGGCCUCGGUCUCCGGCUGCCUUGGAUACCGAGUCGAGCGUCUGGGCGCCGUCUCAGAGCGCGUCGUCAGACGCGUUUGUCCCUCCGUCGCCCAGCGACUCCGGAACAGCUGCGCCCCAGACGACCGGUCUCUCCGGCCUCCCGCGGCCUGUCCGGUACCGGUCGGGUCCGAGGCUGGCACAUUUGCGCAUCUCCCACUCGUCCGGACUCGCUCAGAGUCGGCCGGACCUGCGUAG
This is a messenger RNA of Protopolystoma xenopodis, 381 nucleotides long. The record is from the annotation of a GenBank genome assembly. Lineage: Eukaryota; Metazoa; Platyhelminthes; Monogenea; Polystomatidea; Polystomatidae.